AUGAGUUUUUUUUGGAGAGCCGCUCUUCAAAUUACGGAACUUAACAAUAGUAAAGGAAUAGUCGAACUACUUAUUUCACAUAGUGCAAAUGCCAAUCAAAAAGAUAAAGAUGGCAAAACUACACUUCAUUAUUCAACAUUUUAUCAAAGAAAUGAAAUUAUGUUUCCAAAAAAUUCUGAUGUUCUAUCUUGA
Trichomonas vaginalis G3 is the source of this 192-nucleotide messenger RNA. Its product is annotated as Ankyrin repeat family. Lineage: Eukaryota; Parabasalia; Trichomonadida; Trichomonadidae. The coding region runs from base 1 to 192 and encodes 63 amino acids. The transcript has a single exon. The record is from RefSeq and is a predicted model, not a curated record.